Molecule: messenger RNA, 1574 nt
Organism: Lucilia cuprina (Australian sheep blowfly)
Lineage: Eukaryota; Metazoa; Arthropoda; Insecta; Diptera; Calliphoridae
Product: probable cytochrome P450 28d1
Exons: 8
Coding region: 1-1530 (509 amino acids)
Molecular function (GO): oxidoreductase activity, acting on paired donors, with incorporation or reduction of molecular oxygen; monooxygenase activity; heme binding
Source: RefSeq, a predicted model, not a curated record
AUGGGAUUUUCUGGUACUUUUUUAAACCAAACAAUGUUUAUAAUAAUUUCCAUUAUAACAAUUGGUUUACUUAUAUAUUAUUUUCUAACUUGGAAUUUUGAUUAUUGGCUUAAGAAGAAUAUCAGGGGACCCAAACCGAAACCUCUACUGGGUACAUUUCCCAAUUUACUAUUACGUAAACAACAUUUUGGUGAUGAUUUAAAUGAUAUAUACAAGUGUUAUAAAACCACUGAAAAUUUUGUGGGGGUAUUUCUGAUGCGCACGCCACAAUUAAUGAUAUUGGAUCCUCAGAUAGUGCAUGAAAUAUUCGUGACUGCUUUCAAUAAUUUCGAAGAUAAUGAUGUGGGAAAAUUGAUUGACAGAGUUAAAGAUCCCUUAAUAUCUAAAAAUCCCUUUCUAUUAAUGGGUGAAGAAUGGCGUUUGCAAAGAUCUUUAAUAACACCCGGCUUAACAAGUGCCCGCAUUAAACAAUCUUAUCAAAAUAUGAAAAAUGUUUGUCAACAAUUGGUGACACUUAUUAGGCAACAUGGUUGUCGUGUUGUAAAUGGCAAAGAUCUUUCCUUACGUUUCACCUCAGAAAGCUUAAGUGAUUGUGUUUUGGGUAUUCAAGCUAACAGCUUUUCGUCUCAACCCCUUCCCAUCACAGAAAAUGUUAAAAAAUUUGCUGAACAUAAUACAGCAUUUAUACUUUAUACCAUUAUUGUUGGCCUAGUGCCCAGUAUUUUGAAUUUCUAUAAGGCAAAAUUUUUCCCUAAAGACUGUGAGGAAUUUUUCAUGGAUCUAAUGAGUAAAGCAUACAAAUUACAUAGUGAGAAUAAUACUGAGCACCUAGGUAUUUUAAGUCAUUUAUUAAAAAUUAAAGAUUUAUAUAAACUAAAGGAUACCGAUAUGUAUUCACAUACCAUGACAUUUUUAAUCGAUGGUUUGGAUACUACGGCCACGGUAAUUUCGCAUUGUUUGUUAAUGUUAGCUCGAGAACCUGAUGCCCAGGAAAUCUUGUAUUGCGAAGUAAUGGAGUCGUGUGAUGAGGAUGGUUUUAUUAGUUUUGAGAAGCUUAACGAUAUGCCAUAUUUGGAUGCUUGUAUACAUGAAUCUUUGCGAAUUUAUCCCCCCGGUUUAUGGGCUACCAAAUGUUGUACCGAAUCUUAUGAAGUGAAAAAUAAAGAUGGUCGAAUUCUUAAGAUAGAAAAAGGAGAAUCAAUUAUGAUACCGAUUUAUGCUCUACACCAUGAUCCGCAAUACUAUCCGGAACCCAACAAAUUUAAACCUGAACGUUUUUUACUCACAAAUGGUGGCGGUGUCAAACAUUUCAAAGAUCAUGGUGUAUUUUUAGGAUUUGGAGAUGGUCCACGUACAUGUUUGGGUAUGCGUUUUGCUUUGAUUCAGUGUAAAUCAGCGAUUUCCUCACUAAUUAAGUCGUUUCGUGUUAAACUAAAUACAAAAACCCAACAUAAUUAUCGAUUAGAUGCGAAAAGUUUUCUUGCUUUGCAUGCUGGUGGUGUUUGGUUGGAUUUUGAAAAUCGUUUAUAAACCUAAAGAUUAUAUUGUGAUUUUAUUGUCAUUUUUAUUGCAGU